AUAAAUAUAGUCAUUGUGGAACCAAAUGUAAUAAGAACGCAAAAAAUGGCCCCCGUUUCAUCAUCGCAUCAUCAUGUGGUUCUCUUCCCUUACAUGUCAAAAGGCCACACGAUUCCUCUCCUCCAAUUCGCCCGUCUCCUCCUCCGUCACCACCGUGUCGUCCCCGGCGACGAACCAACCAUUUCCGUCACCGUCUUCACCACCCCAAAAAACCAACCAUUUGUCUCAAACUUCCUAUCCGACGUCACAUCAUCAAUCAAAGUAAUCUCCCUCCCUUUCCCUGAAAACAUCGCCGGAAUCCCUCCCGGCGUCGAGAACACCGAAAAUCUCCCUUCCAUGUCACUUUACGUGCCCUUCACGCGCGCAACCAAAUCUCUCCAGCCUUUCUUCGAAGCAGAACUCAAGAAUCUUGAGAAAGUGUCUUUCAUGGUCUCCGAUGGAUUCUUAUGGUGGACAUCGGAAUCCGCCGCUAAACUUGAGAUCCCGAGACUCGCCUUCUACGGCAUGAACUCGUACGCAUGGGCUAUAUACUCUGCCGUUUCGGUACACGAGCUCUUUACCAAACCGGAAAGUGUUAAAUCUGAUACUGAACCGGUUACUGUACCGGAUUUUCCAUGGAUAAGUGUUAAGAAGUGCGAGUUCGACCCGGUUGUGACCGAACCGGAUCAAUCGGCUCCAGCGUUUGAGCUAGCCAUGGACCAUAUUAUGUCCACCAAGAAAAGCCGUGGAGUUAUAGUGAACAGUUUUUACGAGCUCGAGUCAACGUUUGUUGACCACCGGCUCCGUGAUAACGAUGAGCCAAAGCCGUGGUGUGUUGGGCCUUUGUGUUUGGUAAAUCCUCCAAAACCGGAGAGUGAUAAACCGGAUUGGAUUCAUUGGUUGGACCGGAAGCGAGAGGAAAGAUGUCCGGUUAUGUAUGUGGCGUUUGGAACGCAGGCUGAGAUAUCAAACGAUCAGCUCAAAGAAAUUGCAUUAGGGUUGGAAGAUUCCAAGGUGAAUUUCUUGUGGGUCACGCGAAAGGACUUGGAAGAAGUAACCGGAGGAUUAGGGUUCGAAAAGAGAGUGAAAGAGCAUGGGAUGAUUGUGAGAGAUUGGGUAGACCAAUGGGAAAUAUUGUCACAUGAAAGUGUAAAAGGGUUUUUGAGUCAUUGUGGAUGGAACUCGGCGCAAGAGAGCAUUUGCGCUGGAAUUCCGCUACUCGCUUGGCCAAUGAUGGCAGAGCAGCCACUCAAUGCGAAGUUGGUAGUGGAGGAGCUAAAGAUUGGAGUAAGAAUCGAAACAGAAGAUGGAAGUGUGAAAGGAUUCGUGACAAGAGAAGAACUUAGUCGAAAGGUUAAACAAUUGAUGGAAGGAGAGAUGGGGAAGACUACGAUGAAGAAUGUGAAAGAGUAUGCGGAAAUGGCGAAAAAAGCUUUGGCUCAAGGGACCGGUUCUUCUUGGAAGAAUUUGGAUUCACUUCUUGAAGAGUUUUGUAAGAGUAUAGAGCCAAACAAUGUUAAUAAGUUGUCAAGUUCUGAUGAUUAGAGAGAUUAAAGAUUAGAAAAAGAA
Messenger RNA from Arabidopsis arenosa, 1548 nucleotides. Lineage: Eukaryota; Viridiplantae; Streptophyta; Magnoliopsida; Brassicales; Brassicaceae. The record is from the annotation of a GenBank genome assembly.